Messenger RNA from Postia placenta MAD-698-R-SB12, 2640 nucleotides. RefSeq lists its product as hypothetical. The transcript has 5 exons. The record is from RefSeq and is a predicted model, not a curated record. Lineage: Eukaryota; Fungi; Basidiomycota; Agaricomycetes; Polyporales; Adustoporiaceae. The coding region runs from base 1 to 2232 and encodes 743 amino acids.
AUGCCGUUCACCAUUGUCAUGUCCGGCGACGACGACGCGCGAAAGGACAUCGUCUACAAGGGCAAAUCUACAAAAUUCUGGCCGCACCUUCCCCCUGAGAUCAUACGACUGAUCGCGACCUACCACCUCCUGAACCUGGCCGCUGAAGGCUUCUGCCCUGGAACAUGGCAAGUUUCAACGCAAUGGCCCGGCCGACUUGUCUAUGGCCUGCUCCGCGACGUCCUUGAGAUUGAGAAGCUCAUGUCGUUAUACCCGACCUGGUAUGCUGCGCUGUGCCGCAUAAAUUCACCUUCCACCUCCAACGGCCUCGUCUCCGCGAAGUGGAUGGUCGCCACGCCAUUUCUAGGUACGAUCCUCGUCUGCAAGGACCACCGACGCGCCACAUACUGCGGCAUUUGCCUGAAGGAAACAUCCCAGAUGGACGGUGAGAUGGAGUAUGCUGCAGGGUUUGCAAUGGGUUGUGUCGAGAAUGAAGACGACCAAAUGUGGCCCGGAAUCGAUACGACUUGCCGGACAUGCCGGAGCGAGGGCUUGUGGCGACGGGCGCAGCUUAGCCCAAUCGACGCGGAGGCCGUGGGCGGGCCGAGCUUAGUCAGCGACGACUGGGAAACUCGACAGGCCAUCGAAACAUUUGUCGACCUGGGCGAGGGGACGAUCUCAGACGUGCUUGCGGUCGCGCGAGACAAGUACUGGUACAAAAAGAACACCAAGCUCAACGAUAUGCUGUCACAAGCUCUCGCCGCGUCGCGCUAUGUCUCGCGAACAGAAGCCGGCCAAGCUGGUUACUUGAGCGAAGACGAGCUCAGCGACGAAGAGGAGGACGACGCUGAGCUUAUGAGCAUCACCGAAGACGCGGCGGGCAUCCGCGAGAUCGCAGUCUCGGACUACAUCCGUAGUCGUAUCCUUGACGGCCAUUGGGUCAAUCCCGCCGACCUUUUCUACGAGCAUGAGAACUGCACGGUCGUGCUCCCUGCAGAACAUCCGUGUCCGUGGCAGCCUGGUGCUGUUUUCGAAGGAGCGCUCGAUGAGGGAGAGAAUGCAGAAGACGGAGAACCCAUAGGGCACCCUCGUCCGAAAACCACACAGCCGAUUCCGCCGCCAUCAGAGCUCUUGUCGUCGAUGGCCUGUCAAGCGUUUAUGAAACAUAUGAAGGACAUCUUAAUGCCGGCGAUGCGCAACAUCGUAGAGCGGAUCGAAGCGGAAUGCUACGCAGAUGGGAAGGACCCGGCAGUUGUGGCGGCGUCGAUGAGCCUAGAUGACGUUGUAGCGGCGUUGAGGGACGAAGCAUACUGGUUCACAGGGGUGGACUGGCUUGAGCGGCGCGCGAACAUGAGAGAGCACGAGAGGCAGAGGGAGAAGGAUGAGGACGACUCGUCAUCGUCGCGAUCGGGCGGCUCGCAUUUGACAAGCCCUGUCUUAUCGACGACUACACUCGGUACAACCCCAUCCCCGCCUCCCAGCGGUAGCUCCAGCGGGAAAGACGAUGAAUCGCUAUCAUCACCGACAGCCGCAAGCGCACCCGCGAUUUCCGUGCCUGUGCCGAGAUCGCCCACACUGAUCCAUCCGAUACCAUACGUCCCCGUGAAGGUUUCGCCGCUGCCUCUUUAUAGUCUGGAUGCGUUCCGAUAUAUAUGGCGCAACGCGUCCGCGCAUUUGUAUGAAUGCUAUUGCUCAAUCUGCCAAAGGCGGAUCUUGAAAGCGCACGCCGCGGCGGCACAAAGGGCGGCGGCUCAGCAGGCGCAGGACUUUGCUCCGAUCGCGCAGGAUGUGGUGCAGCUAGCUGUGAAGAUCAAGAUCCCCGAGGUUCCGACCGAGAUGCUCCGUGCCGAGGAGGAAGAGGAGGAGGAGGAGGAGGAGGGUGAGUCGGAGCUUGACGACGUUUCGGUGGCGGAGACACCUGCACCCCCUGUUACUCCGCGCAAGCGGCCGUCAAGGGAGUUGGACGCUGAUACACCCGCAGACGCCAUCUUGACACGUGACCAGCGCAGUGGAACCCCACCGAAGCGUCGGCGGCAGACCGGGUCCUAUUCGCCAACGCCGAUGGCCAUCUCACCGUCGCCUCAGAGGCUGCGGAAGCGGUCUUCUGAGGAGCUUGACGACGAUGGGAGGUCGCCUAUUGGUGGAAAUGGCGAGUCGAAGAGGAUGCGUCCGGAUGCUCCCCCAACUACGCCAUCGCCUGAUCCGCAAACACAAAACGCCAAGUCAGUUACUGAAACUGAUGCUGGACACUAGUUGGCACGCAGUGCUGCCGUUGGCAUUUGGGAAUGAAGAGCACGUGUUGAUCUGCGUAUCCCGGCAUGCCACGGCGUCUGUCCCCUUCGAAUUUUCCCCGACCUCGGCAGUGCGUCGUGAGCCGUGACUACUCGCGGACCUAGAAACUGUUCUCGCUUUGUGUUGCAAUCACCCGCUUUCUUCGUUCCACCUCUUGUAUAGUAGCUGUACCAUUUCGCGCAGCCACUCAUUCGUGAGUACAGGCUGCUGCGACGAGUGUCGUCAUCUAGCUGUUUCCCAAUUUCAAUCUCCAUGUCUCGUCUUUGAUAACUACGCUACGUUACCCACGUGGCAUCAGAAGGUUGUCGCUCGCAGUGCUAUAGUAGAAGUCAAAGGGACUAUUGUAUAAGUAGUAUUGGUUUCGGAAAU